Cornus florida is the source of this 1436-nucleotide messenger RNA. RefSeq names its product phosphoglycolate phosphatase 1A, chloroplastic-like. The transcript has 11 exons. The coding region runs from base 82 to 1188 and encodes 368 amino acids. Gene Ontology annotation, molecular function: phosphatase activity. The record is from RefSeq and is a predicted model, not a curated record. NCBI's taxonomy places the organism in Eukaryota, Viridiplantae, Streptophyta, Magnoliopsida, Cornales, Cornaceae.
AUACAAUAUACACAAGGGUUUGAGAAAUUAUUGUAAUAACCGUAAAGAUAUAGAGAGAUAAAUAUAUAUAUAUAUAGAGCGAUGCUUAGCAGAGUCUCUGUAUCAGCCUCUGUUUCUGCAACUCUAUUUAACCCUAAACCUCCUCGAUUUAUGUGUUUUCUCAGGAAGAAGACGAACAACAGUAGUGAUUCUCUCUCUUACAUUUCAAACCCUUUGUACAAUUCGUUGAAGGCCCUCAAAUGGAAUUCUAGUAGCAGUAAUAGGUCUACCAUGGAUUUCACCACACGUGCCUCAGCACAACCCCUCAAGAAUGCCGAUGAACUGAUCGAUUCAGUGGAGACCUUCAUCUUCGAUUGCGAUGGAGUUAUAUGGAAAGGGGAUAAACUGAUAGAUGGAGUCCCAAAAACUCUUGAUAUGCUCCGGGAGAAGGGAAAGAGAUUAGUUUUUGUUACCAACAACUCAACAAAGUCGAGGAAACAAUAUGGGAAAAAGUUUGAAACUCUUGGUCUUAAUGUCAAUGAGGAGGAAAUUUUUGCAUCAUCUUUUGCUGCUGCUGCAUAUUUGAAGUCCAUCAAUUUCCCAAAAGAUAAAAAGGUAUAUGUGAUUGGUGAGGAUGGCAUCUUGAAAGAGCUUGAGCUGGCAGGGUUUCAGUAUCUUGGGGGACCGGAAGAUGGUGGGAAAAAGAUAGAGCUAAAGCCUGGGUUUUUUAUGGAGCAUGAUGAGAAUGUUGGGGCUGUUGUUGUUGGAUUUGAUCGUUAUUUCAACUACUACAAGAUUCAGUAUGGGACACUAUGCAUACGUGAAAACCCAGGGUGUCUUUUUAUUGCUACAAAUCGUGAUGCUGUCACCCAUCUUACUGACGCUCAGGAAUGGGCAGGUGGCGGUUCAAUGGUUGGUGCCAUUAGUGGAUCUACUCAACGUGAGCCACUGGUUGUAGGGAAGCCCUCAACUUUUAUGAUGGACUACUUGGCAAACAAAUUCGGCAUUCUCAAGUCACAGAUAUGCAUGGUAGGGGAUAGAUUGGAUACUGAUAUCCUUUUUGGACAAAAUGGCGGUUGCAGAACCCUUCUUGUUCUCUCAGGUGUGACUUCAUUGUCAAUGCUUCAAAACCCCAGCAACUCCAUACAACCGGAUUUCUACACCAACAAGAUUUCAGAUUUUCUCUCGCUCAAAGCUGCUACUGUGUAAGCAUGUAGCUUUGUGAUAUCUUCUGUGUCAGGUUUGGAUGUUCAAGCAGAUGUUCAUGCAGUAUUCUUUCGGUUACAUGUAAAGACAGAAAAUUAGGAAUUCUCAGAAAGCGUUAUCAUUGUAUAUUUAUCUACAGUUGAAAAUUUGAAAUACAGAAUCUAUCAUCUGCAGACUGUUGUUCCUACUGAUACUGUGAGAUGACAGAGAUAAUGAAAUAUGAAAUUAUUCAAUGAUAUGAAAUUUGAAUA